AUGGCGGUGGAAAACUACGACAUCGUCAUUGUCGGCGCGGGACCGGUCGGCCUUUGUCUCUCGACAUGCCUGGCGCGAUGGGGAUACAAAAUCAAGCACAUUGACAACAGGCCUGAGCCGACACCUACCGGCCGUGCAGAUGGCAUUCAACCCCGAUCGCUUGACCUCUUGCGAAAUAUGGGCUUGAAGCGCAAGAUCAUGGAGUACGAGCCUGCAAAGGUAUAUGAAGUUGCUUUCUGGGACCCAAGUGCUAAAGGAAUCCACCGCACAGGAACUUGGGCGAGUUGUCCAAAGUUCAUUGAUGCACGGUACCCAUUCACAACGCUCCUCCACCAAGGCAUGAUUGAACGCGUGUUUAUCGACGACAUGGAAAAGAGCGGUACGAAGCUACAAAGACCGUGGACGAUUACUGGUUUCAAGAAUGAUGGAAAGGACCCCAUAUACCCCGUUGAAGUCAACUUGGCACAUGUCGACGGUACCAUGUCAGAAACUGUUCGCGCAAAGUACUUGUUCAGUGGAGAGGGCGCAAGAAGUUUUAUACGCGACCAGCUCGGCGUGAAAAUCCGGUACAAGGACCCAAUUGCGCACGUGUGGGGUGUCAUGGACGGCGUUGUACGGACAAACUUUCCUGAUAUCAAGGUAUACGCGGGAAGCAUCAUGGUCAUCCCUCGCGAGAACAACAUGGUCCGUCUCUACAUCCAGGUUGCCAGUUCUACAGACAAAGAUUGGGACCCGCGCAAGCAAGUCACUGCAGAAGAAACCCAGAAGCUCGCACAAGAAAUUCUCAAGCCAUACACAAUAACAUGGGAUCGCAUAGAGUGGUACUCAGUCUAUCCAAUUGGCCAAGGAAUCGCAGAGCGUUACACGCUGGAUGAACGUGUAUUCAUGGGCGGAGACGCGUGCCACACCCACUCGCCAAAGGCAGGACAAGGCAUGAACACUGCUUUCCUCGACGCUGUAAACCUCGCCUGGAAGAUUCAUCACGUUGAAAGCGGCUGGGCAGCGCGCGACGUCCUCAAGACCUAUGAAUCCGAACGCCAGCUGAUUGCUGAAACGCUCCUCGACUUCGACGCCCGCUACGCCAAACUGUUCUCCACACGCAUUCCAUCUGCAGGCGAAGUUGCAGGCGCGACAUCUAAUAAGCCCGCUGAAGAGAACGAAUUCAUCAAGACGUUCAAGGCAUCUUGCGAAUUCACCUCUGGCUACGGCGUAGCCUACAACCCCAAUACCAUUAAUUGGGGCCCAGAGCAUCCCUCCCAACACCCCCUCUAUCUCUCCUACGAAAACGGCACCACCCAACGAACCGGCCGUAUUCUCACAGCAGCGACCGUAACCCGUGUCGUGGACGCCAACGUCGUGCACCUCGAGCAAGAAAUCCCGCUCAACGGCUCCUACCGCAUAUUCAUCUUCGGCGGCGCCCUGGACAAGACAUCCGCUGCGCUCAAAGACUUGGCUACAAACAUGGCAAACCCCACAUCCUUCUUCUCGUCGUUUUUGUACGAAGACCUGGUGAAGACAGAUCGUUAUCAUGAACAUCACAACCCGCAUACGUCCUUCCUCUCCCUUGCGCUCAUCUUCAAUAGUGCAAGAAGCAAUAUUCACAUCGAUGAGCAAUUGCCAAAGGUCUUUGCGCGCUAUGCAGACCACGUGUAUGCGGAUGAUGUGUGGGACCAGCGCGUGCCUGACGCCAAAGCGGCGGCGCACGCGAAGAUGGGUUUGGACGAGGAGAAGGGGGGUAUUGUUGUUGUCAGACCAGACGGGUAUGUGAGUGUUGUUCUGAAGCUGGAAGAAGGCAGUGGAACGUGCGAUGCACUGAACCAAUACUUUGGUGUCAUUACGGGCAAGAAGUUGGGCGCGGAGAAGGCGAGUUUGUAG
Messenger RNA from Parastagonospora nodorum SN15, 1875 nucleotides. RefSeq lists its product as hypothetical. Gene Ontology annotation, molecular function: FAD binding. Lineage: Eukaryota; Fungi; Ascomycota; Dothideomycetes; Pleosporales; Phaeosphaeriaceae. Bases 1 to 1875 code for a protein of 624 amino acids. The record is from RefSeq and is a predicted model, not a curated record. The transcript is spliced from 2 exons.